Bombus huntii is the source of this 2193-nucleotide messenger RNA. RefSeq lists its product as uncharacterized. Gene Ontology annotation, cellular component: membrane. Gene Ontology annotation, molecular function: adenylate cyclase inhibiting G protein-coupled glutamate receptor activity. The transcript is spliced from 3 exons. Gene Ontology annotation, biological process: G protein-coupled receptor signaling pathway. The record is from RefSeq and is a predicted model, not a curated record. NCBI's taxonomy places the organism in Eukaryota, Metazoa, Arthropoda, Insecta, Hymenoptera, Apidae. Bases 773 to 1396 code for a protein of 207 amino acids.
AGGACGGUAGUGUUGAUGCAGUCGCACAGCCAGUCAGUAGCUGCUACGGCACGGAGCCGCGCGCGCGUGCUCCUACUACUCGAGCGGCUUUCUGUGGCACGAUGUCGGAAAGUCGUGAAAUCAUGACAGAGAAGUAUCAGCUAUCUCAACGGAACUGAAACCACCGUCACUAGAGAUUCUCUUCUAUGCCAGCUCGUGUUUGCGGCUUCAUUUCAUUGUGAUUCAACCGUUGUAAGAAUUUAAGAAACUUUUAGAAUAUUGACUAUCCCUUCUUGGGAAGUACGGAAUUUUUAUUUCGUUUUAUUGUGAGAAUUUUAUAAGCAUAAAUCGAGAAACUGUUUGAAAUUGAAGACUCCACCGGAUGGAAAACGUAGGAUAUCGUAUAUCGCGGUGUCGUAACUGUGGCUAAAGAAAUGUGUAAGAAGAAUCAAACAGGUGGACGGAAGGAUCAAACCCACGUUUCUCGCGCUUUCACGUUUUCUCUCCGUCUUAUCGAAGAAUUCUGUCAAAUUUCUGUUACUAAAUUCUAUCAACGCGAAGAAACGCAGACCACGAUAUCGUCAUUCGCCAUCACGAUGCGCGAUUUCAUACACGAAGAAACUGAAUAUUGUGUCUCGACGACAACGCUUCCCAAAAACGGUCGAUUCAACAACUUCGCUAAAGAGCAAGCAUUACCGUUCUAAAGCUCGACUACAUCAAACUUGGCGAAGGAAAACGUGUCAUCGGCUAACCACAACCAUUCAAGAGCCCAACCAUUCAGAACUAUGAAGUCAUGAAGCUUCUGCUGGUUGCCCUGCUCGGUUGCAUGUGCGCGGCCCAUCGCGAGCCGAGCGACGAUUAUUAUAGUUUCGAGGAAAUUCGUUUCGACGACGAUGAUUACGUCGACCGUGAGAAAUCAGCGGAUUUCAUCGAAAGUUUCGACGGUGGUAGUUCGAUAGACGAGAAAAGGUAUAACAAUCACGAUGACUGGAUUCGCGAGUGGGCGUAUCCUUUUCGGUUCGAGAACCCGGAAACACAUCAUCUAAUUCGACACGGUCGUCGGCAAUUUCGAUCGAUGGAUCAAAACACGCCAAUCUCAGGCAACUGGCUGGUGAAAAAAGAAGCUGUGGUCGAGGGUGACUUGGUGUUGGGAGGUUUAAUGAUGGUGCAUGAAAGAGGGGAAACGGUUACCUGCGGCCCUGUGAUGCCGCAAGGAGGCGUGCAGGCACUCGAGGCGAUGCUUUACACGUUGGAUAAGCUCAACGAAGAGGGUAUUGUGCCUGGUGUGAAAAUUGGAGCACACAUCCUAGACGACUGCGAUAAGGACACGUACGGCCUCGAAAUGGCCGUGGAUUUCAUAAAAGAUUCAAUUCUCCAAACACAAAUUGAAUUACUCAACAGCGUGUUACAACAAUGAAGAGUCAACGUUUAUUUACUUACAUAGCUAUUAAAGAAACCAUGAGGCAAGAAAUUAAUAAGAUGGUGAUUACAACAGAAGUUCCAGAAGCUAGUCUUCUCUCUGCCAACACUUGGGAACGAUGAUCGCUAAUGAUGUCUGCGUGUUGGUAUUGAAUUUCCAGAUUGCUCGUUGCAUGCCACGAUCUUUCGUGCUAUGUCAAAUAUUAACUCAACACGCGAACCUUUAACGCAGGAACACGCUCUGCAAGGUAAAUCAAUUCGAUUUGGCAAAAUCAGUCGAAUUCUAUGAUAAAUUUCCAGCAAUAAUUUAACCGAAUGAGACACGGUGAUUAGAGCGUUCCAACGAUGAGAAGAGAUUAAUUUAACAGAUAAAACUACUUACUUUCAGUACUAAAAUUAUCAAUCUUGCAAAACAUGCCAGGUUUUAGAUAUUUUAAAAAUGUUACAAUUACUAAAAUAAAAAUAUUCAAAUAAUAGAAGUCUUUCAUAUUACUACCCAUUUUCUCCUUUAUAUCUGAAGGCAAACGAAACGAUUCGACAGCUUAACACAAAACAGCGUUUCAUUAAAACGAUAGAAGCGCACGUAUCGAUUUUACGUUCGAUUUUUAAUCACCGUCAUAACACGCGCACCGUAAAUCCCAAUAAAUGGAAUGCAAAUGCUAAAUCACGCAACAAAGAACAGCUGUUUCAUGCAACUGCCAGAGAUACAAACGAUAAAAAGAGAACAGAAGGGAUUAACAGGGUUGCAAUAAAACUCAAACGAUAGCCGAUUUUCAAAAUAGGAAAUUGAUACGU